Bursaphelenchus xylophilus (pine wood nematode) is the source of this 1307-nucleotide messenger RNA. NCBI's taxonomy places the organism in Eukaryota, Metazoa, Nematoda, Chromadorea, Rhabditida, Aphelenchoididae. The record is from the annotation of a GenBank genome assembly.
AUGAAUGCCGAGCAAACCCUCGAAGUAUGAUUAAUAUUAGUAUCCACAAUAAACUGAUCUAUGAUCUACGAUUCUGUUUCAGGCCAUUCUCUCGCUGAUUACAAUUGUUUUCCAAGAUCUCCAGUCGAGAUAUUCCAGUCACGAUAUCGAGGCCACCUUUAGAUACCGGAAUUAUGAUGGUAGGUUACCAUAAUUUCACUAACCCUACUGAUAAAAAAAAAUUAUAGCGGUAGAGGGAGGCCGUGUCUUUUACGAGAAACCGGCUCGGCUUACUUUUAAUGAGGAUGAAAUUGAAACCAUUUGGAAGGACAGAGAGUAAGUUGUUCAAGUUGUACUACCGGCAUACUUGCAGAAUCAUGUUCCGAACCACCAAUACCAAGGAUUUGCAGAGCCAUGGCUAUUUUUUUAGUCAUCUUGGAAAACGCGAGAUCUUCAAAGGUAAAUCCUUAUCAAACAUCUCGUUAUUUUCAGUCGACAAAGAGUUCUAUACGGUAACUUUGGAAGGAAAACGACUGGUCGAUAUGGCUGUUAUAGACGAAGCUACUGUCGAAAAUGAUUACCCAUUCGUAACAGAUGGAAUUCAAAUUAUUAUGCAGGUAUUCCCAGAAUCGCAAAAAAUAGGAUUCCGUGUUUUUUAGGCUUCAAACACCACCAUCAGGAGUCCGGUAAAUGCAAAUAUGCAAAGAAAAAUUUGUCCAAAGCUUGAAGGUAAACUUUUGGGAUUUGAUGAGAAGACGUCUUCGGUGAUUCUGAACAAUGAAAACAAGGUUCAAAUGGCAGGGAUCUAUGACAGGUGCACCUUGAGAGAGCUGGACGCUGAUAUCAACAAAAUUGAAAUGUAUGUCAGCAAUGGGGACGAGCUGGAUUUGGAAUCUCAGUGGUAUCUUUUGGCAAGUUCUUUUUGAUGAUUAUUACUUAUUUUCAAGGCAAAUUUUAUCAAACCAAGUAGCCACUUUACAUUGUUUUAGUCCCAUUUCGCCCUCCUAGACAAAGAAAUCGCUCAGAAAUUUUCAUCCAUCGAUGGAUCCAUGAUCCAAUUCAAGGCCAUUCCCAGACAUAUGGACACUAAAUUAUGUCAUGAUCUGACCAAGUAUCAGCAGAUGAUCAUCCUGUACCUGAUCAUUGUCCAGAUUGUAAUGCAUGUCUGCUUCGUUUCCAUGGUCGUGUUUGUGUUCGUCGUUCUUUUAUACAAUUUCUGGAUCUACAAGUUGCUCAAAAAGAUGUCUAUUUUUGCCAAGAAAAGAGAAGCCCAAGCCAAGGAUACAGCGGCCAGAAAAGAAAUGGAAAAUGAAAGUGGUUGCGAAUAA